Malaya genurostris is the source of this 1244-nucleotide messenger RNA. It is a transcript of the gene Mt2, whose product is annotated as tRNA (cytosine(38)-C(5))-methyltransferase. Gene Ontology annotation, molecular function: methyltransferase activity. Lineage: Eukaryota; Metazoa; Arthropoda; Insecta; Diptera; Culicidae. The transcript has 2 exons. The coding region runs from base 158 to 1204 and encodes 348 amino acids. The record is from RefSeq and is a predicted model, not a curated record.
UUGAUGUGUUUUGAUGAGGUUAAAAAUAUGAAUUGAAUUGACCGAAUUUGAAUGAAUGAAUAUUGCAACUAUUAGAACCGGAACCGGUAAACACAGUCGAACAGUAGUAGGAGCAUAUAUUUGUUAUUGAUAGUAUGAACUACUUUAUUCUUAUUUCAUGAAAAUGAUCAGAAAUCUCGGCUUCAGUAUGGAGCCGAACAACGAGUUUUUAAAAGAAUAUCGUGUCCUAGAAUUGUUCAGUGGAAUUGGUGGCAUGCACUACGCAAUACAUCGAUCCGGAAAACCGUACAGAAUAGUUAGCGCAGUAGACAUCAAUCCGGUGGCCAACAGCAUUUACAAUCACAAUUUUGCUACAAUCAAAGCCAAAAAUUGUAAUAUUCUUAGUUUGUGUCCAGAAUCGAUCUGUAAGCUGGAAAUCGACGUAAUGCUUAUGUCUCCUCCAUGUCAACCUUUUAGCCGGAAUGGUAACUUCGGUGAUAUAGCUGACCAUCGAGCGGAUCCGUUUGUACAUAUUUGUGAACUGUUGGAUAAAAUUCCAUCAGUGCAAUUUAUACUUCUGGAAAACGUGAAGGGUUUCGAGCGCUCACAGGCUUGCGAUUUGUACAAGACAAAACUCACUGCCGCAGGAUUCUUCUUCAAGGAGUACAUUUUAUCACCGCACAGUUUCAACAUACCAAACACUCGACAUCGGUACUACUGUGUGGCCAAACGGGAAAACUUUGAAUCACCGGUCAGUGAAAUUAUUUUGACUCCUACUUCGAAGCAUGUUCAACCGGUUAGAACUAUCGGUGAAAUCGUGGAAACCAAUGACAAUGACCUGACUAAGUAUUUACUGACGGAUGAUAUUCUACGGAAGCGAUUAGCCAUCAUGGAUGUGUGUACGAUGGAUUCCGUCAAUUCAAUGUGCUUUACGAAAGCUUACACGCACUACGCCGAAGGAACCGGUUCGGUGUACAGUCCGUUGCUACGAACCGAAUUCGAUGGCAUCUAUCGGCAGCUGGAAGUUACGGAUGACGAAGAACAAAAACGAUUGUUACGAAGUCUGCUGAAAUUGCGCUAUUUUACGCCGAAGGAAGUAGCUCGAUUGAUGUGUUUUCCAGAAGACUUUGAAUUUCCUCCCGAUGUUAGCGAUAAACAGCGCUAUCGAGUUCUGGGGAACAGCAUAAAUGUGUUGGUUGUGAGUUCGUUGUUUGACGAAUUAUAGAAUGGAAGAGUUCGAACGUUAUACAAUAAAACAGGGCGUG